AUGAAUAAAUAUCUGGCUGAGUCGUUUGGUACGUUCUGGUUAGUCUUUGGCGGAUGCGGCAGCGCCGUGCUGGCAGCGGGUUUCCCUGAGGUGGGCAUAGGUCUGUUGGGUGUCUCUUUAGCAUUUGGAUUAACCGUGCUGACAAUGGCGUAUGCCAUUGGCCACAUUUCCGGUUGUCAUUUGAAUCCGGCGGUUUCUGUCGGCUUAUGGGCUGCCGGUCGAUUUCCCGCGGGUGAAUUGCCGGGUUAUAUCAUCGCCCAGGUCAUUGGCGGUCUGAUCGCGGGCGGUGUGCUUUACGUUAUUGCCAGCGGUGCACCAGGUUUUGAUCUGGCUGCCGGUUUUGCGUCCAACGGUUAUGCGGAACACUCACCCGGAGGCUACUCCAUGGUGGCAGCCCUUGUUGCUGAAGUGGUGCUGACCAUGAUGUUUCUGAUCAUUAUCCUUGGCGCGACCGACGACCGCGCGCCUGCAGGCUUUGCACCCAUCGCGAUUGGUCUUGGUCUGACACUGAUCCACCUGAUCAGCAUUCCGGUCACCAACACGUCAGUCAACCCAGCACGUAGUACCGGGGUGGCGUUGUAUGUUGGCGAUUGGGCGGUUGCCCAGCUGUGGCUGUUCUGGGUCGCACCUGUUGUGGGCGCGUUACUCGGUGCGAUGGCUUAUAAAGUGCUAGGUAAAGCUGAGGACUAA
Symbiodinium necroappetens is the source of this 690-nucleotide messenger RNA. NCBI's taxonomy places the organism in Eukaryota, Dinophyceae, Suessiales, Symbiodiniaceae. The record is from the annotation of a GenBank genome assembly.